GUUUUUAGCUUGAUUGAAAUGAGGAGGCUUAUUUUCAUGGGCCCCUUUUUUGACGUUUCAAAGAGGCUCAUAGAAAACUCAAGAUCUCCUUCAUGAAAACUCCCAUAAUUUUAGAUCAUGGUCGGAUAGUCCAUAAAAUGAACAUGAAUUGCCCUUAAAAAGUACCCCUUUCUAUAGAUUCAGGAAUGGACAUCCUUAACAUUGUCGUUUUUGUUCAGCUCUCCUCUGAUGUGGAAUUUAAAAUGCAGUUAAUAUUAAUCCACCAGGAGGGAAGCAUUUUAUUGACAAUGAGAGAGAGCUAUAUAAUCAGGUCUUAGGAAGGUGUUGUUAAUAAAUAAUUGAAGGGGGUAAUAUGGUUGACAUCUUCAAGUUGAGUUCAUUCAGAAUAUUUCAUGACAGCAAAAAACAAACAAAAAGUAAAGAAGAUACAUGACUGUUUAUGAAGGCUUAAAGAACAUGAGCAUCAUUUGAAAGAUGAUGGUGAUAAUUAUGGCUUCUCACGUAGCGCCAGUAUCUACGUUGCUAGGUGUUUAGGGCACUUGCUCUAGAAACUUGUCUCACAAAAUUCAGUGUUCAUGGUUAAUGCUGCCAUCAAGAAUGCUUCAUGUAUCUACUUUGUUUCUAAAACAUAGAACUCUACAAGGUCGACCUGUUGAUGGUAUCGGAAUAUAAAAGCUAUCUGGAGACUUCUUAAAUAUUUUAGAUUUGACUGGGAUGUAUCUGUCAAUACCUCAAUAGUGAAUUAAAUUGGGAAUGGAUUUACAGAGUAUAUUGAAUUAUGAAAACAAAAGAGAAAUGGUAAAUACAUAAAAUGGUAUGAUAGCAUGGAUAUUCAUUUAAUAAUAGCCUUCAAAUAACUUAUAAAUCUAUAUAUUCUCCACGAUUAAAUCCAUGGAUGCAAUGAAUAGAAUUGCCCAAUGUACAUGUUAAUGGUAAAACACGAGACAGUGAUGAAGAUAUAUACAGUGACAUGGAGGUGGAAGAAGAUUACGACGGACCGCAUCUCACGUUCCCUCUCUCCUUGGACCAGGUGGAGAAGAUGAUGGAGGAUUUCAAGGAGCAGAAGCUCCUCCAUUCUAAGUAUGUUCUCAUGGUACUCAGGGAGACAGAGAAGGUGAUGAAGACUAAGAAGAAUAUCAACAGAGCUACUACAGCCAUCGCCAAACAGAUCACAGUUUGUGGUGAUUUACAUGGGGCCAUAGAGGAUCUCUUCCUGGUAUUUUACAAGAAUGGUCUACCAUCUGCAGAGAACCCAUACAUCUUCAAUGGUGACUACGUGGAUAGAGGGAUGCAUUCUGUAGAGAUAGCAAUCAUCCUCUUCUGCUUCUUCCUCCUCUUUCCAAAUGAGGUCUACCUUAAUAGAGGCAACCAUGAGGACUAUAUUCUCAAUCUCAGAUAUGGUUUCUUGAAGGAGGUGCAAUCAAAAUAUGGUGCCCAGAGAUCACAUGCACAGAAGAUAAUUGGUCAGUUCCAGGAUUUGUUUGCAUGGUUACCAUUAGCAACAUUGAUAGAUAGCAAGAUUCUGAUAUGUCAUGGUGGGAUCUCUGAUAAGACUGAUCUGACAUUCCUGGAUAAUAUUGCCAGACACAAGUAUCUGUCUGUACUGAAACCACCACUAAAAGAAGGAGCAGAGGAGUUAACUGGAGAGGAAGAGGAUUUGAGUUUGAAGAUUGAUCUCUCUGAGUGGAGACAGAUUUUAGACAUCUUAUGGAGUGAUCCUCGGAGUCAAGAUGGCUGCCAGCCAAACACAUUCCGAGGAGGAGGGAGCUACUUUGGGCCUGAUGUAACCAAGAAGGUGUUAGCUAAACAUGGAAUAGAUCUUCUCAUCAGGUCACAUGAAUGUAAACCAGAUGGAUAUGAAUUCACACAUGGAGAUAAGGUCUUGACGGUAUUUUCAGCCUCCAAUUACUAUGAAGAAGGGAGUAAUAGGGGAGCUUACAUCAAGUUUGGUACCGACCUCAAACCUCGCUGUUUUCAGUAUCAGACUUCCGCCAAAAACACCAAGAAAAUGACGAUGAGGCAAAAGGUGAGCAUUGUGGAGGAGUCGGCAUUGAGAGACUUAAGAGAGAAGAUAGGAGCAAAUACCACAUACCUGAGACAAGCCUUCCAGAAAUAUGAUCCUGGCAACACAGGUUUCAUCACAUCAACCCAGUGGGCCAGGACUAUGGAGGAGAUCCUAGACCUGUCUAUCCCCCGGAGAACCUUGAAGACUAAACCAUAUCUUUCACAUUCCCCCAGGUUUCAUCACAUCAACCCAGUGGGCCAGGACUAUGGAGGAGAUCCUAGACCUGUCUAUCCCCUGGAGGACCUUGAAGACUAAACCAUAUCUUUCACAUUCCCCCAGGU
This is a messenger RNA of Strongylocentrotus purpuratus (purple sea urchin), 2346 nucleotides long. RefSeq names its product serine/threonine-protein phosphatase with EF-hands 2. The transcript is spliced from 11 exons. Bases 971 to 2320 code for a protein of 449 amino acids. NCBI's taxonomy places the organism in Eukaryota, Metazoa, Echinodermata, Echinoidea, Camarodonta, Strongylocentrotidae. The record is from RefSeq and is a predicted model, not a curated record. Gene Ontology annotation, biological process: detection of stimulus involved in sensory perception. Gene Ontology annotation, molecular function: protein serine/threonine phosphatase activity; calcium ion binding; manganese ion binding. Gene Ontology annotation, cellular component: nucleus; cytosol.